AUGUCUGGAACAGGCGAUGCGCUGGAAGCAGCCAUCUUGCAGGGGGUCGAUGCGAACCCGGCCUCCACCUACCGCGAAGACCGUCGAGCCAGCUCAUCGCACUCGGCGCCCAACACCGACGACGAGCUGGGCUCGGACCUCUCGCACCACGACGACGACCGCCAUCUCUACCAGCGCGACGACGAGGACGAUCUGCCCGCCUCCUCCACCUCCCCUCGCGGCGGCGAUGCGGUCAAGGGCGUGCAGAACUCGCGCACGGCGAACCGCGGUGCCGAAGGCGCCACCAAUACAGGCCCCAAGGGUGUGCUGCGCGACCAGCAGCUGCGCGCCGCCCAAGAAAGCGCCGCGCGCUCAGCCGCCGUACAUGCCACCAACCGGCGCAUGGAGUCGCUCGCGCUGUCCUCGGAAACCUACACGCAGCAGGUGGAGCGCGAACGCCGCGAGGCCGCCUUGCGUCUGCAGCACGAGCUCGACGAUGACCAACACACGGUAAGCCGGGAAGCGAUCGCAGAUCUUCAAGCCAAGGAGCGUCGUCGCGAAGCACGGAUUGCCGAGCUGAAAGCGUUCCAUGCGUCGCGCAGCGCUGCUGACCCCACUGCCUCGGCGGGGGUGGGGAGCAACGAGCGGUGGUUUGGCCAUCUGCGCGAGGUGGACGAACGCGGCUACGUGGCGGCGAUCGACAACGAGCUGCACGACGUGCCCAUCGUGAUCCACAUCUACUCCAAGGCCGUCGAGCAGUGCAACGUGCUCACCGCCGCCCUCGCCGCCCUCGCACGCGUCUACCCGCGCACCAAGUUCCUCCAGGUCCAAGCCGCCGCCAUUGGCUUCGGACACAGUCCCGAGGAUAGCGACGAGGAGUUUGACGAGCUCAAUCCAAAGACUCUCGAGGUCCUCCCGACGCUGCUCGUGUAUCGCGCGGGCAAGCUCGUGGCCAACCUGGUGCGUGUGGAUCUCGACCCCCUCUGGAAUCACGGUUCGGAACAGGAUCUUCGCACUCUGCUACAGCACCACGGUGCCAUCCCCACCUCGUCGCAACCUGCCCCACUAGCCACCGAUCCCUUUUCGGCACACGUUGAUUCGGACGACGAUUGA
This is a messenger RNA of Moesziomyces aphidis, 1092 nucleotides long. The record is from the annotation of a GenBank genome assembly. Lineage: Eukaryota; Fungi; Basidiomycota; Ustilaginomycetes; Ustilaginales; Ustilaginaceae.